GCACUUUUAAACUCAAGUGGUAUAUCUCAGAAAGUUUGUUGAGACAAAGAUAAGGUGUGUGAUGCCUGCAACCUACUCUACCAACAUGCGUUCAAAGUUUCCUAUCCUGGCAAUAUUGCUGGAAAUUGUGAUCAUUAUUUUAUAUGGAGUUUUUAUUACAUAUGAUGAUGGAGCUAGUCCUGGAAUUACUUCUAAUAACACCACCGCAGACGAACUCUACAAAGCAUACCCAAGUUUCCAAGAUGUGCAUGUCAUGAUCUUUGUUGGAUUUGGCUUUCUAAUGACUUUUUUGAAGAGAUAUGGAUUCAGCAGUGUAGGAUUCAACUUGCUCAUUGCUGCCUUUGGUCUUCAGUGGGGUACACUGAUGCAAGGCUGGUUGCACCAUUUAAAAGAUGGACAAAUCAAAGUCAACAUUUUCAGCUUAAUCAACGCAGACUUCAGCACAGCAACAGUCCUGAUUUCAUUUGGAGCAGUCUUGGGGAAGACUAGUCCAGUCCAACUUCUGAUCAUGACUCUGUUGGAGAUUACAAUAUUUGCUGUCAAUGAGCACCUUGUUACUGAGACCCUGAAGGCCAAAGAUGUUGGUGCAUCAAUGACGAUUCAUGCAUUUGGUGCAUACUUUGGCCUGGUUGUUGCUCGAGUUCUACACAGACCAGGUUUGCAAGAUAGCCAAGAAAAUGAAGGGUCUGAAUAUCACUCAGAUUUAUUUGCUAUGAUUGGUACUCUCUUCUUAUGGAUGUUUUGGCCAAGCUUUAAUUCUGCCAUUGUAGAAUCUCCAGAUGGGCAGUACAGAGCUAUCAUCAAUACCUAUUACUCUCUGGCUGCAUGUGUGCUCACUGCCUAUGCUCUCUCCUGUUUGGUUGAUAAGAAAGGAAAGCUGAACAUGGUUCAUAUACAGAAUGCUACUCUGGCAGGUGGUGUAGCUGCUGGAACUUCUGCUGACAUGAUGAUCUUUCCUUAUGGAGGUCUGCUGAUUGGAUUUAUUGCUGGAAUAGUCUCUACAGUUGGAUUCAAAUAUCUAACACCAAUUUUAGAUUCUAAACUUAAAUUACAUGAUACCUGUGGAGUACAUAAUCUUCAUGGAUUGCCCGGAAUAAUUGGAGGACUAGCUGGUGUAAUUGGAGCAGCAAUGGCCAACAAAGGUUUAUACGGGAAUAGUCUUUAUUCAACCUUCCCUGAACUGGAAACAAGAACUGCCAUUCAACAGGCUGGAUACCAAGCUGCUGGGCUGGGUGCAUCUCUUGCUCUGGCCCUCAUUGGAGGACUUAUUACAGGUCUCAUUCUUCGCAUUCCAAUUUGGGCACAGCCACCAGACCAAAAUUGUUUUGAUGAUCAUAUUUAUUGGGAGGUGCCAGAUAGUGAAAAUGACCACAAUGAGCUGCUUUCGUCAGAACAUGGAAAACACAAAACUAACGCUGAAGCAUGAUCCAGCAUAUUUUUGAAUAGAUCAACAUUUAGGAACAAGUCAGCAUUGCAAGCAAUACUCAGCAGUGAAUUCAAUAUAUUUUAUCUGAAUAUGUAAAUGAAUAAUAAAAAUCCACAAAUAGCUUCAGAACUUUAAAUUAUAUCCUUCCUUCAUUUCAAAAAGAUCUUGUUUUUUUUAUUGAUAAAUUUGCAGCUUUUUAUAAUUCUUUUUGGCCACAUCUUUCUUAAACUGCUAGGCCAUUUUUUAUUUUACUUAUACAUUUAGAGUUCUCUGUUUUGGGUUGGAGUUGCAAUGAUACAUGUCUGGAGAUGAUUGUGGCUUCAAGCACCACUACAAGACUUAAGAAUGUAAUCCUGGACAAGAGUUAGAUACUGAGGGAGUGCUGAGUUGCUGCAGGCAUUGUCCAGCUGUCAGGUGGAAAUAAAAGUCUUUGAAGUUACAUUUAAAGAAAUGUAGGGAAUACUUAGUUUCUAGACUGAAUUAAUAUUGCCGUUAACACUAUUAGCUCAUAAAUGUUUGAGACUUUAACUGUAUAAAUUGACAGCCUUACGUAAUAAAUAGUGAGCACAAAAAUUAAUUGUAUCUCAAAUAUUUGGAGAUGAUGAGCAUAUGAAAGGCAGUGUAUGAAUUUCAAAUUUUCUUAUGUUACAUAUUGCUCAUUAAAUGUACUGAAAUCAAUUAGUGAUGAGAAAAUAAAUCACAUGGUUUCUGAUUCCUGAUCAGUGUCCAAAGAUCAUUGUGCAAAGAUAGAAAUGGAUGUGAUUAUAUUUCCUUCACAGUAAAACUAUUUGCCAAACCUUACUCUUUAGAUUCACUUAUAAUGAAUGGUUUCUUUAACAAGGUGUUGAAGAGCUGUUAGUAUUUAAAAAUUUUCCUCCAUCAAUCAAUGAUUUCAAAAUAAAAGAAAACUAAAUCUUAACAGAAUAUACUAAUAUGUGCUAGUCAGGGAAUCAUAAAAAUAAUUAUUUGGUGAGCAAAAUCAAAUUAAAUAUUUUUCCCCAUUAGGAUUAAGAUUCAAGUAUGCAGGCAGCAGGAGAAUUGUUCCUCUUGUGUUAAAUUUUUACUUACCAAUUUUCCUUGUUUAGCUGUCACCUGCCACUUUUGUUUGGCUUGUGCUUUUUACUUCUUUAGUCCAUUUUGUAUUUUCCCACUGGUAGAGUGUUCAAGGCAAAUAUCCAUUUCCCACAAAAGAGUGGUAAUAGCUGAAAGAGCAGUCAUGCUUAGGAUCAUGAAGAGAGCAGGGAUCCUUAGGGUAUUUUAGGAUGAGGGUGAGUGUUAAGGUGUGGAAUUGUAGCUCAUCAUGAAUUAUCCAGGUCACAGUUAGGUAUAUUCUGGGGUGAAAGUGUAUAUGUGUGUGUGGGGGGGGGGGGGGGGGGGGUGCAUUGCAAAUUUUCGAAGGCAUGGAAUAGCAGAGAUCAUUGUGAUGACAGAAACAUUUUUAUGCAAGCUCCUUAGGAGAGCAAAAUAUAUUUAUAUAGCACUUUCAACAUAGUAAAUUUUUUCGCAUGUCAACUCGGAAGUGUGUAAUGUGACAAAAAUUGAAACCAAGCCUUAAGGAAAUAUCAGAACAUUAGGGCUAGAUAUUGGUUGAAGAGGUAAGUUUUAAGGACUAUCUUCUAAAGGAGAAAAAAUGUAAAGAGAAAAUGGCUUAGGGAGGGAAUUAGAGUUUAGUACCUGGACAGUUGAAGGAAUAUCCAUAAAUAGGAACAUGUUCUCUGAGGACUUAAAGCCAGAAGUUGUUUACAAAAAAAUGGGUGGGGUGAGAUCAUGAAGAGACAUGAAUGGAUGUAUGAUAGUUGUACAUUACAAGAAUAUCACUAGACAUGAUCUCUUAUAUUUGAUGGAAAAGAUAUUAUAAGCUAUAAAAAUCUCUAUUGUAACUGUAUUUUGCAUAUUAUGCAAUUUCAUUUCCUUCAUCUAAUGCAAAACAUUUACAAAACUAAUCUGUCAACAUUCCAUGCUGAGGAUUUUUAUAUAUACAUGCAGUAUAUACAUACUAUUCUUGAUGGUGCACCAUAUUAUAUGACAUUAUUUUCAUGGAUCAAUAGCUAUUAACAAAUGCCAAAAUUCAGAUAUAAAUGCUACAAACGGAACUUCAAAUAUCAAGUAUGAUUUUGUGUAAAAUUUUACAAGACUUUUACAAUAAAGAAACCUGUAUUUAAUAUUCUUUACAUUUUAACAAUACAGACUUUUAAAUGAUGUACAAAUUAAACAAACUCUCACAUCAAAUUGUUAUAUAAGCUUAUAAAUGCUAACACUGAGCCCGCAAAAAGCCAUUGACAUUAAAAAAAUAGAUGUCUGUAGAACGUAUCCCAUAACUUGAGAAAAUACUUCAAUGUGUCUGUACUUCGUGCUUAAUAAAAUAAAAUUGCAGAAAAACUAA
Molecule: messenger RNA, 3809 nt
Organism: Pristis pectinata (smalltooth sawfish)
Lineage: Eukaryota; Metazoa; Chordata; Chondrichthyes; Rhinopristiformes; Pristidae
Gene: rhag
Product: Rh associated glycoprotein
Exons: 10
Coding region: 62-1426 (454 amino acids)
Biological process (GO): ammonium transmembrane transport; ammonium homeostasis
Cellular component (GO): plasma membrane
Molecular function (GO): ammonium channel activity
Source: RefSeq, a predicted model, not a curated record